Coturnix japonica (Japanese quail) is the source of this 2052-nucleotide messenger RNA. RefSeq names its product ly6/PLAUR domain-containing protein 2-like. The record is from RefSeq and is a predicted model, not a curated record. Gene Ontology annotation, cellular component: plasma membrane. Lineage: Eukaryota; Metazoa; Chordata; Aves; Galliformes; Phasianidae.
ACGCAUGACACAAUCUGGGUCUCAGCUCACAGAGCCAGACUUGAAGGAACAAACAUACCUUGUAGCAUUCCCUAUCCAAGCACCUUUGCAGUGAAGGCUGUGUUUUUUCUUUUCCAUGGGACCAACCUCAGGUCAUAAACCUGAAGAGGAGAUGAGGUAUGGUACGAGUCUGCUCAUCAUGAUGACGUCACCUUAUCCAGGAACUCAUUCCUCUGCAAAUCCCAAUCCAGGCUGGAGCUGGGCUUCCCCACUGUUAAACCCAGGGGAAUCCGCCCACAGGAUCAAGAGGAGGUGGAGGGUGGAAAGAGAUAUAAAGCUACCCAGGAGCAGCUCAACUUUACUGCCCCAGUUGCACGGAUCUACUCUCAGCAUGAAGAUGCCUCUGGUGGGGCUGCUGCUUGGCCUGGCAUGCAUAGAGUUGGCCCAGUCCUUGCAGUGUUUCACAUGCAAUGAGCCAAUGGACAUUUCUAUGUGCAGAACACCCACUGAAUGUCCCCCGAGAGCCAAGGUGUGCACAACAACUCUGCACUCUGUAGACUUAGGUUACCCAUUUUUUGGCAACGUCACCGUUACAAGAGGCUGCGCAGAGGACUGUGUCACCUAUGAUGGAAUAGGGUCAAGUAGACCAACAUCAUGCUGCUACACCGACCUCUGCUUUGAAGACAGCAGGAGCAGCAAGGGGGAGAGAAGCAGCUCUGCAGCGCUGGGUUUGAUGGCCAUAGUUUUUGGCACGUUCCUCCAGUGUGUUCUGUGAUGUUGAUGGGUAUCUGUGCUCCAGCCAAAGCAUUCUCACUCCUCUCUCUGCCAAGAUACCUUGCGAACUUUGAGAUGCCUUGGGAAAACUUCCUUCACUCAAGUGUGUCUUCACCCAUCUUCAGCGCUGUGAAUUCAACAGGAUUCAAGCCAGGAGUUUGGGCAUUCAGAACUAAAAUCCUCAGAUUUCCAUUUUCCAGAUGAUAUAAACAGAUGUUCUUCACCUGUGGUUUUGUCUGUUCCCCAGAACCCACAUCUCACCUUGCAGCUUUCUUUACUGGGGAGCAGAGGUGGCUCUGAGCAGCAGGAGGGACUGGGCUGUAUCCCCAAGUGACCUCAGUAAGAGCAGGGGCUGUACUCACAUUGGACUCGACACAUCUCCCCAGCUCCCUCACAGUGUACAUCUGUGACAAUAACCUAAUGCAACCCCCCCCCAAAUGCCUGAAACUCUUCAUCAGGAUCUUGCUUUAUUUUCUUUCCACACUGGUUGCUAUCUUCUGAACCAGAUGGAUGUUGGAACCUUCCCAGUACCCAGCAAAGUGCAGUAUGCAAUUGCAGGGAGCUGUCUCUUAAUUCUGUCCAGAAUAAGUUACAGAUUGGGUUCAGAAGGGCUCAGCCUUCAUACACAGAGAUGUAUUUCUGAUAAGCUCAAAAGAUGCUCAGGAUGAAGAACUCAAGGCUAGUUAAAACUGAUAAAAACAAGGAGUUUGGGCAAAACAAACUCCUGUCAGCCUUUUGCCUGAAGUCAGAUUGCAAUCAGAGCCCCUGGCUUUCUCCUUCCAGAUGUUUCACAGAUUGUUUCAAGCAGUUUCUCCUAUUACUCUGCCCUUCCUCAUUCCUUCACAGCAGGAAUGACAGGAAAGGAAAAACAAUGAUUAUUCCAGAUCUCAGCUCUGGGAAAAGUCUCAGUACUGAGGUUGCUCCAAUUCUCCCUUGGAGCAACUGUAAAAUUUGGUUUUGAUGCUUUGACUGCUAUAAAAACAGGAAUGGAAGCAGAACCAAACAAGUUAGGCAUGCCUAGCUUAUAGAUCUUUUUGGAAAGGGAAAGCUAAGGAACAUGCGUUUCUCUCUAGUCUUAUUCCUUGGCUCAUUCAGGGAAUGAAAGAGGCAAAGAGCAGCAUGGGUACAUCCCAUGAACCAUCCUAAUACAUUCAUAAUGUUCCUGCCACAUCCUCUGUGGCAAACUCAGUUUUCAUUCUAUCUCCAUAACAGAUAUCUAGGGGGAAAAAAAAAACCCAUCAUCUAGGAAAAUCUAAGACUAAGAAAGGGGCUUUUUGGAUGGGAACCCAGUGAAUAAAG